Oppiella nova is the source of this 378-nucleotide messenger RNA. The record is from the annotation of a GenBank genome assembly. Lineage: Eukaryota; Metazoa; Arthropoda; Arachnida; Sarcoptiformes; Oppiidae.
AUGAAGUUGAACAUCUGCUCAAUCAGACCAAGAUUUGGGGAUAUGUGCAUAUUCCAGCAGGUGCUGAACAACCUUGUUUUGGUCUUGACCCUGAUGAUUACCUCUAAGGGUAUCGCAGGCGUUCCUGGCGUGUCUUUCGUGGUUCUAUUGGCAACUUUAGGCAGCGUGGAUAUGGCUCGUACUGUAUUGAAUGUGAUUGGUAAUGCACUUGCUGUUCUCGUGAUUAGUAAAUGGGAAGGAUGCGGCAUCAUAAUCGUUGCACGACCAUCUUUUGAGGUCACCCCAGAAAUCGCCUCAGGAGAGCCAUUCGGGUUCAAUGGCAAAGUUUUCAGCAGAAGUUUCUGCACGACCUUCACCAUGUGCAACAGCGAUUGGUAA